Molecule: messenger RNA, 2617 nt
Organism: Diorhabda carinulata
Lineage: Eukaryota; Metazoa; Arthropoda; Insecta; Coleoptera; Chrysomelidae
Gene: pav
Product: kinesin-like protein KIF23
Exons: 6
Coding region: 130-2499 (789 amino acids)
Biological process (GO): microtubule-based movement
Cellular component (GO): kinesin complex; nucleus; microtubule
Molecular function (GO): microtubule motor activity; ATP hydrolysis activity; microtubule binding
Source: RefSeq, a predicted model, not a curated record
ACUGUGUAUGUUUGAAUCAUGUUAACUUGACGUUGACAUAAAAACCGUUUGUUUACCAAUUCAAAAUUUUAAGAUCAUAACGGCUUUUGAGUGAAAACUGAAAAGUAGAAUAAUAAGCACUAUUCGAAAAUGUUUUCUGCAACAAAAUACACUCCAACACCUAAAAGAAUAAGACGUGAAAAAACAACUGUAUCUACAUCAAGUUCAGAUGUUGAAAAAGAUCCAGUACAUGUAUAUUGCCGAUUGCGUCCUCUUCAAGAAACAGAUAUUAAAUCCUGUAUGACUCUCUUGUCUCCCCAAGAAAUUUGUAUAUCUAAUGAAUCCAAGGGAAUAAGGAGAGAUAUAUCUUACAAGUUUAAACAUAUCUUCACUUCGUUGUCUACACAAAAGGAAAUUUUUGAUCAUGUUGGUUAUCCGCUUUUAGAAGAUUUGUUAAAAGGAAAAAAUGGUUUAUUAUUCACAUACGGAGUUACAGGUUCAGGGAAAACGUAUACUUUAACAGGAGACCAAAAUAAUCCUGGCGUGAUGCCUAGAUGUAUAGACACAAUUUUUAAUUCAAUUAACGAGUUUCAAUCCCCAAAGUACAUGAUAAAGUCAGAUAAAAUGAACGGCUUUGAAAUUCAAACUGAAGAAGAUGCAGCUCAAGAUCGCUUAUGUGAAAACAGAGCAUUGCUCAAAACUCCAAAAGGUUCGAGAAAAAUCAAUGGGGAUAAAAUAUUUUUCACCAAUGAUGGUACUAGAAUACAAGUUUUAAAUGAAACAAAUCUCUACGCUGUAUUCAUUUCUUAUAUAGAGAUAUAUAAUAACAAUGUCUACGACUUAUUAGAUGAAUCAAGUAAUGGAAAAACUUUGCAAAAUAAGAUAUUAAGGGAGGAUCAGAAUCGUAAUAUGUAUGUUAAUGGGGUUACAGAACUUGAAGUUAAAUCUGCUCAAGAAACUUUCGAAUUGUUUUUAAUAGGUCAAAAAAGAAAGAAAAUGGCUUAUACUAAUUUAAAUGCCGAAUCUAGUCGUAGCCAUUCUGUUUUCAAUAUAAGAAUCGCACAACUGGAAAAAAUAAGUACAGAUGAUAAUAGAAGAACAGUUGUUCCUGAAAAAAAUUUACUAACAGUUUCCCAAUUGAGUCUUGUUGAUUUAGCCGGUUCAGAAAGAAGUAGCAGAACCCAAAAUACAGGAGCAAGAUUAAAAGAAGCCAGCUGUAUAAAUAAUUCGUUGAUGAAUCUUAGAACAUGCCUUGAAAUACUUAGAGAAAAUCAACGUCUUAAAGGAAACAAAGUUGUGCCUUACAGAGAUAGUCGAUUGACAUACUUAUUUAAAAAUUAUUUUGAAGGAGACGGUAGCGUUCAAAUGAUAGUUUGUGUUAACCCUUCUGUUAACGAUCUCGAAGAAAACAUACACGUGAUGAAGUUCGCAGAGAUGACUCAGGAUGUAAAGAUUAUAAAAUCUGAUCCAAAACCAACAGCUAUAUCAACAACUAAAAAAGGGAUUUCCAAGAGGGUGGCGACACCAGCUAAAAUACAAAAAGCUACUUUAUUUUCAGUCUUACCCAAAAUACCCAUAUUCAAAUUCGAUUUUACCGAUGCUGAAGAAUGCGGCAACCUUAUAGAUAAUGUAAUAAGAAUACUGAAACAUUCCAGAUCUAAAUCUAAGGAACUCGAUAGUGAUAUUACUAAAAAAAAUUUGGAAUUGAGGAAACGUCUCGUCAACGUUGAUAAUAAAAAGGUAUUGAAUAAAGCGGAGAUUCGUAAUUUGAAUCAAAUAAUCAAUAGGCAGCAAGUGAAAAAUAAUAAUUUGGAAACAAAAGUUUCUCGUUUGGAAACCGAAGUCUGCAGUUUAGUUGAUAAGAAUAAGGAAUUACAAGGAGUUAUUAGAUCCUUACAUAAUACUAUAAAUGAGAAGGAUUUGAAACUAAAUCAAAACGUAUUAGAAAAGGAACGAACUAAGCAAAAAAUAGCAUUGGCUAGCGAAAAGAUGAGUCAAGAACUAGAUGCGAAAUUGAAGAAGCAAAGGGAACACCUCAACGCAGCGAUGUUAGCAAAAGAAAUACAAUUGAAGAAAGUACGCGAAGCUUUGGAAACAGACAUCAUUAUCAAUCCUGUCGAAAUGAAUAUCGAAAAUAUUCCUCCAUCAAUACAAACUCCAAUGACCCCAACUGAAUCAUCUCAACGUCACAUGGCAGGGUACACACCAAGGCCUAGGCGACGAUCGAAAUCAGCUGACGAGGUAUGGCUCGAACAUAACUCGAUUAAACCAGUACCUUUGGGCACGGUCUUACAACCAUCUAUGAAAAAACGAAAAUCCGUUUCGAAGUUGACGAAAGCAUCUGAUGUAACAAAUCCGAAACAAUCCAAAUAUUGUCUAUUGGCUCAAGAACAAGACAAAGAUGGCGAAAUAGAAACUAAAGUUUACAAGGCGGAUAUUUUACCUACUACAGGUGGAGGAGCACAAGUUAUAUUCAAUGACGUCGAACGGUUGAGGCAACAAUCUCCAACAGCCGAUUGAGAGUGAUUAGAAUGUUUCUUUUAUAUUUUAUGUUCUUUUUUUAUAUAUUUAUAAGUAAGAUUUAUAAACAGUAUUUUAAAUAGGUGGUGUUUUGUAUUAAAUAUAUCAGCAUAUUCUU